UAUCUCGUACACAUAUAAACCUCCUACCCCCCACCCCAUCUCUUUCUUUUAUUACUGUCAUUCUCUCUUCUCUCAUGUCCAUUUCCUUCAGCAGAACCACAACAAGAAGGCAAAGGGAUGGAUGAAGGGAGAGGGCUAGUUGUGUGUCGAGGACCUGCCAAGCUCCUCUCGAGAAUGAUGGUGAAAAGAAAAGGUGGUGGGUUGCUGCAGCACCAUCUCAGGGUUAUUGGCCUAAUGGGCCUUGUGGGCCUUUUCGCGGUGGCCGGCGUCGACGGCGGCUAUCCGUUGGUGGGCGGCGCCGCCAAGCUUGGCCUCUCAAGCAACCCGUUUCGCCACCGCGAGCAUGCAGUUCGUCGAAUGGAGAGCCUCAAGGCCUCCCUCACCGCCGUGCCGUCCCCUUCGCCGAGUCCCCCGAUUUCAUCGAGAUCGCGAGUGUACCAUGUGACAGACUACGGUGCCGACCCGACCGGGAAGACUGAUUCCAGUGAAGCCAUCGGUAAAGCCAUCUCUGAUGCCUUCCGAGACCCGUCUGAUCGUGUUUUGAUGGCCGGCGUCGCCGAUCUUGGCGGCGCUGAAAUCCAUUUAGGUGGGGGCUCAUACUUGAUUAGUUCUCCUGUAACAUUGCCGGCCACUGGAGGUGGCAAUCUUAAGAUCCACAGCGGAUCAUUACGAGCGUCCGAUGACUUUCCAACCGACCGUUAUCUAAUUGAGCUAUGGGCUUCACGCUCAUCAGGCUCAGACUCCACCAAUGGAGACUCCAAUGGCUACAAAUAUGAGUACAUCACCCUUAGUGGCCUGAUGCUGGACUCCAAUUUCCGUGGCGGGGGCACCGCCAUCGAGAACUCCCUCCGAACGACGAUCGAUGAUUGCUACAUCGUCCAUUUCAUGUCCGAUGGCAUCCUGGUCCAAUCAGGGCAUGAAACCUACAUUAGAAAUUCAUUUAUCGGCCAGCACAUCACCGCCGGAAAUGACCCCGGUGAAAAGGAUUUCUCCGGCACUGGGAUCAAUUUGAUGGGCAACGACAAUGCCGUCACCGACGUCGUCAUUUUCUCGGCCGCAAUAGGAAUUCUAGUCUCCGGCCAGGCCAACACCCUGACAGGGGUCCAUUGUUACAAUAAGGCAACAGGAUGGGGAGGAACUGGCAUUUAUUUGAAAUCGCCCGGGCUAACUCAAACUCGAAUCAUUAACUGUUAUUUAGACUAUACCAGUAUCGUCUCAGAGGACCCGGUCCAGCUCCAUGUAUCGGGUUCAUUCUUCUUAGGCGAUGCCAACGUGGUGCUCAAAUCAGUGAAAGGUGUGAUCAAUGGCGUUGAUAUCGUGGACAAUAUAUUUUCUGGUGGUGGUAAUGGUGUCGAUAUCGUCCAAUUGGAUGAAUCGAAUGGAAAAUUUGGAGACGUUGAUCAGGUAAUUGUGCAGCAUAAUGUUGUUAAGGGUAUGACGUUACGAUCGACGGUGGCGAAGGCCUCAAUGGAUGGGAAUGCGAAGGUGUGGACCGUCGAUUUCUCACCAGUGCUGUUGCUCCCGGACCGGAUCCAGCAUGUACAGUACACGCUGCUUGCAGACUCAAUGUUUCCAAACCAUGCGCUGCGGAACACGUCAGGGAAUCAGGUGGUGAUCGAGACUGAGGUGGCAGUGGCGGCGAGUGUCCACGUGGCAGUGGAUCAGUGUGUAACAAGUAUUGGGUGAAUUCUAGUUUUAAGCGGCAUCAGGGAUAGAACACAGCCAUUCUGAUUAAAUUGUUUCUGUUAUUUUCUUUGUUCCCACAAUUCAAAUUGAAAAUAACAGUAAAAAUCCUUACUGAAGGAAAAUAAGUGAUGUAUUUCUUUGUAUACAUUGAUUCUUCCUUCAUUUUAUUUUGGGAUUUGAUAUAACAGUUGAUGAGGUUCUUUCCA
Messenger RNA from Phoenix dactylifera (date palm), 1892 nucleotides. Its product is annotated as polygalacturonase QRT3-like. The record is from RefSeq and is a predicted model, not a curated record. Gene Ontology annotation, molecular function: polygalacturonase activity. Lineage: Eukaryota; Viridiplantae; Streptophyta; Magnoliopsida; Arecales; Arecaceae.